This is a messenger RNA of Hymenoscyphus albidus, 4819 nucleotides long. Lineage: Eukaryota; Fungi; Ascomycota; Leotiomycetes; Helotiales; Helotiaceae. The record is from the annotation of a GenBank genome assembly.
CUUGGAUUCCUGGAUUUUUCCUGGUUACUCAACAUUUUUCAUUUGGGUUCUGGCUCUCGCUCGCUCUAGACGACUGCCCGCUUCCGCCCCCUACUGUAUCGCCUAUCAAAGUUUGCCCAAGGCACUGCGACUGCGACUUCACUACCACCUGCACCCAAUAAUAGUAUGGUAUUGACAACCUGAACUGACAACUGUACUGGUACCGAGUACUUACUGCACAUCACCCACAGGACCAGAAUCGUCUGGUUCGUUCAUCACCACCACUCUCCAAACCAAACAACCAACCUACGGUCGUUUGCUUACGAAUAUUUUAUCGAGGUCGUUGGCGUCCAAUUAACUGUGGCGCGCAGGGCGAUCAGAGCGGAGAAUUUUGGGCCCGAUACGAAAGAAAAGCUCCUCCCCAUUUGUUUCAGAAGCUCAUCAACGAACCACUGGCAGAGUUGCACGCUUGCUGGCAUUGGCGGCCCCGUCAUCGUUAACCCUCUAUCCGUCCACAGCUUGGGCUCCAAGGAACGGACCGGACUCUGGAAAAAGCAGAGCAGAGGAAAGGAAGGUAUCCGAAUAUACCACCCACGAGAAGCGUUCCGCAGUCACCCAGCUAGCUCAUCAUGCGUUGAGGAAUAGAAUUCACCUGCAUGCUAGCUUUGGUUGUUGGAUGCGGUUCCCCCAAGCGCUUCUCGUCGAUGUUGCGACGACGUCUGUGAAUGCCAAUGCUAUGGAAACGUCGAGAUCCCGCCAGAAGGCCACCCAGGAGCAAUACCGCGGCGAUGACCAUGUGCGAAGUGGGAGAAGGAGUCCCAGUCGAGACGACGCGAUGACACAGUCGGUGGAGGUGAAAGAUGCAUGGAAGUGGCAAGCGGGUGGAAGGGAAAGACAUAAGAUCGGACGAAAAAUGGUGGAAGGACGGUCCCCAAUUUCGAACUCAGAAUCAAAUUCUCAACCUCGACACGAAACGGUGCGGUGGCAGCCUGGCAAUAUGGCCUUCUCGAGAUGGGGACAGAGGGGGUAUUUUGGCAGAUUUGCUUCUUUUUUAAUACUGGUCCUCGGUCUCUGGAUCCUGCCAACUGCUGCUAUCGAUAUUCAAUUCGAGAAUUGCCUCUCCGACUCGGUUGAGCAAGACAAGCCAUUACAAUUACAGCUCAUGCCAUUGUUCAUGGACGCCGUCUUCGAUACGAAAAACGAAAAUCAUACCUUGUUCGUGCGGGUUUGGGUAAAUGUUACGGGAUCAGGUCCGGAAAGAAGAAUUGUGCCUCAAGACUUACCACCUUGGGAUAAUGAGUACUGGACGGACCUUAAUGACACAGGCAGAGGAGGCAAAAUUAUAGAUGAACCCAGACCCGAUCUCAGAGCGGCGAACGAGUCCAAGGCGACUACCUUAUUCAACAAAGUCAAUGUGCUUACCUACGAACCCUGGAAUAAUGAUGGAGGGGAAAGGUUCUGUGAUGUGUUGGUAAAUAGUUCCUGUCCUCUGGCACCGAGGCAACGCGCAAAUGGGUAAGCUGGGAAAUCUUUUUUUAGAUUUAUAGGUAUUUUACUAACGUUCAUUCUAGGAGCAUACGAUCCGAAUGGCCAUCUUUUGGCUUCAAUAAUAGCUUCUUCUCCACAUAUGCCUUUACUUCCUUUACUCCCACACUUCUGGUCAAAUAUGGAGAUCCAGAGGCUACAACCAUAGGAUGUAUCUCAGCAGAAAUAACUCCAGAUCUGGGCACAACCCUCACGAAUCUGAUGACGUAUAUGCCUCUAUUAAUCCUCAUACUUGUUGGGUUUGCUACAGCUUUUGCCGGGAUUUUCAGUCCAUGGGGCUCAUCAGACACAUUUCGCUGGACUUCAAAUUAUGGACGUGAUGAGGACUUGCUACGUUUGGUAACUCCCGGCUUUGGGGAUUGCUUGCAAUACAUACAGUUUAUUUCUCUCACUGGAGCACUUACACUCAACUAUCCGGGAUUUUAUCAGCCAGUUGCCAGUCAAGUUGCAUGGUCUACUCUCAUGUUCAACGAGAGCUUUGUUACGAAUGGGCCUCCAACCAUAAGUCUUGUCGAUGGUGUCUAUGUCACUUGGGGGAGAUACGGACUCGAUAAGAUGCGCCAAUUGGUCGGAAUGAGCGCUGUGGAGGAUGUUUGGGCUGGAAUGGCAAUUUGGCUUCUCGUCAUCAUUGCAGCUACUAUCGCCCUCAUCCAAAUUGGAUUCUUCCUUCGAUGGGUCUACCGAGUCAUCAACAAAACGCCAGAAGAGGACCUGAGAGCCAAGAAUAUGCCUUUCACAGUGGGUAAUGUUGUAAGGAUCGUGUUCAACUACUUUUUAUUUCCCAUAAUCACCCUUUCAAUGUUCCAGCUGGUGGAAUUUAACCGGACGGACAACAAGGUCACUAUCGCUCUCGCAGUAGUGAUGUUGGGAGUGAUUUUUGGGUUUGCUGUCUGGCUACUCUACUUCAUCGCAUCUAUUCGACCAAAGUCCUACCUUUUUGACGACCUUCCAACGGUUUUGAGAUAUGGUCCAUUGUACAACACCUAUUCUGACGAAGCAGCUUCUUUUGCCCUUAUUCCCGUUCUCUUGUCAAUACUCAGGGGCGUCGCAAUAGGAGCCUUGCAAGCAUCAGGAAUCGCUCAACUCGUUGUUUUGGCAAUUUGCGAGGUCAUUUUCAUUUUGACCCUCCACGCAUUCCGACCAUUUCAAUCUUCCACCUCCAUGGUUGCGUUUCACACAAUCUUCUCCUCCCUGCGGCUUACCACUGUCAUCUUGAUGCUUGCAUUUGCUCCAUCGCUUGGCAUAACUGCAGGUCCAAAAGGCUGGAUUGGAUACGCGAUUCUUCUCACACAUGCUUCCGUGUUAAUCCUUGGGUUCUUACUGAAUGCUGUCCAGACUAUUGUGGAAGUGGCAGCUCGCAUGACGGGAGCUGGUGGAAAUGCUAGCAAUGCGGCCAGAGGCGGGUUGGUGAGGGUGUUUGGCAUGCGACAAUUAUCGAAACGAAUGCCAAGACGCGACGGAGCUUCGAGACAGAGUCAAUUGUUUCGUACUGCAAUGUUGGAUGCUGAGAAUGAUAGAAAGGCAUAUAUGUUGGAAGGAGGGAGGUUAAGAAGCCAGUCAGCAGGCAGUACUGGUGUGCUUUUGAAUCGACAGAGCACAUUUAUGGACCAAGGAGGAAUAGAGGCAUACGGUGCGAUACCUUCACAUGCUCUCGGUGGUGGAGGGGGUAGCUCAUAUACUCCUACUACCCCAGGGGAAGCAAGCACUUUCUCCUUCCUACCAUCCGCAGCUGUCCCAUCGGGUCUUGGCCGUAACCGAACUACAACACUGGAUACAGCAGAAGCCUCAGAUCCAUAUUAUCGACCUCCCAGAUUUAGGCGGCCGACUUUAGAGUCGCCUGGUGGUGGGUCAGCAAGAACUCGAGGCUCUUGGGCUAGUGGCGAUUGGACAAGCAAACGCUGGAGUCAAGUAGAAACUGGGGCCCAGGAGCCUGCUGAGGAGGGUCCAUCAAUUUCCGGAAGAGUAACACCAGUUGCCCAACCAGCGGCCCUGGACGGCAGCCCUGGACGAUCUAAAGCCGAUUAUACAACACGUGAAGUGGACUUUUAUUAUGGGGUUCGAGGUCCGGCUUUGAAUGCUAAUGUACCUAGUAGGAGGAUCAAGACUGGCCCAGCGGAUCCUACAGGUCCUGCUGCUUCGGCGGCUGGGUGGUUUAAGGGAUUUUUUGGAGGGAAAACGAAGGAAAAAGGCAAAGGCUUUGAGGUGGUCCGAAGUGCUCGGAUGCCACCGAAAAUGAUGAAGCGGCCUGGAGAAGAAUCACCACCCGAAGGCGUUCCAGUUGCGCAGGGCGUGGUACGAAAUGGACCUAUAGAUUCAGAUGAUGAAUCGAUUCGAGAUAGAAAUGCGGAUCGGGGCGAAAAUACGAUCCCUUCUCCGGAAUCGGCUCAUGAGAAUGAGAAUCUCGUCAGUCCUUUAGGAUCUGACAAUGAAGAUUCACAUAACGAGGAUGAGUAUGAGAUGCAUAGACUCUCGGAUAUACCACCUACAUUACCGGGGAUGGAUCUUCCAGGUGGUGGAAUUGAGUUACCUAGCAGGUUUCCGUCAAAAGCUACCACGAGGGCGAGUAAGACGAGUAGGGAAGAGUCAAGAGAGCAAGAUGCCCCGCCUCUGAUUCCUGGCUUGCCCUCUCGAGUCCCCUCCCGCAAACCUAGCGUACCACGAAAAAGCUCGCGGAGGAAAUCCCAGAUAUCAAGCGUAGACCUUGAUAUCCCCGGCGCCCAUCCAUUUUUACAAUCCCAUCGCUCACGAGGAUCACCAGAAGCGUCUCGACUACCCUUUCAACGCUCCCCUUCCCACCACCAACACCAGCAUUCCAUGACCUCGACUAAUUCCAGUAUGGUCACGCCAGAGCCGAGCAGUCGUCAACACUCGCGACAUCACUCCUCCGCACUAGGGAACCUCUCGGCUGAUUUCCUUGAUGAUCGGCCGACGAGUGUGGGGUUUGUGCAUCACCACAGUAUCCAAACCAUCAACCCGUCGCGCGAGAAUCCGGAUUUCCUGGGCGCGGAGGCGGAGGUGGUGGAUGGGAGGACGAAUAGUGGGGCUUCGAGUAUGGAACAUCAGAUUCAGGGGCGGAAUUGAAAAACUGGAAGGAAAGCCUGGAGGCUUUUUUUUUGUUGUUGUUGUCUUUUGAAAACUCCUUUUGAUUUGGGGGUUUUCUUGAUUGUGUCGCUUUGGGGGGGAGGGGGAUUUUGAUAUGAUGAUACAAUAAUAAUAGUCCUUUUUUUUGCGAGCGCAAUUUUGAUACGGACAGCAUAGGAGGGGGCGUUCUUUUGUUGUGUUGUGUUUUUUUUUU